GGGGGGGUCCCCGAAAUGGGGUGGGGGACCCCCCCGGGGGGACAUUUGUCCCCAGGAGGUGACCCAGCUGUCCCUGCUGCUGCCCAGCCCCGCGUGGAGCUGGCCUGGGCCAUGAAGGCGCAUCAGCACGCCCAGGUCUACUUCAACCUGAUCUCCUCCGUGGAGCCCAAAUUCCUGAAGCUCACCAAGGUGGACGAGCGGAUCUACGCGGAGUUCCGCGGCGCCUUCCGGGACCUGCGCGUCGACGUGCUGGACCCCGAGGAGCUCAAAUCCGAGGCGGCCAAGGCGAAGUGGCGCCCGUUCUGCCUGGCCUUCGAGGGCGUGGUGGAGGAUUUCAACUUCGGCACGCUGCUGCGCCUGGACUGCCGCGGGGAGUACUCGGAGGAAAACACCAUUUUCGCCACCAGGAUCCAGUUCCUGGCCAUCGAGAUCGCCCGGAACAGGGAGGGCUGCAAUGACGAGGUGCACAGGAGAGGCAGGGAGGGAACGGCCGGAUGAGCGCGGGACACGGGAAGGGAGCAGGGAGAGCAGCAGAGGGAGGAAUGCUGCAAGGACUUCGGUGCAUCCUGAAAGAACUCAAUAGAUCCUGAAAGGAUUGAAUAGAUCCUGAAAGAAUCCAAUGAAUCCUGAAAGAAUUGAAUAGAUCCUGAAAGAAUUCAAUAAAUCAUGAAAGGACUUUGGUAAAUCAUGAAAGAAUUCAAUAAAUCCUGAAAGAAUUCAAUAAAUCAUGAAAGAAUUAAAUAAAUCCUGAAAGAAUUCAAUGAA
Pyrgilauda ruficollis (rufous-necked snowfinch) is the source of this 765-nucleotide messenger RNA. RefSeq names its product polysaccharide biosynthesis domain containing 1 (gene PBDC1). NCBI's taxonomy places the organism in Eukaryota, Metazoa, Chordata, Aves, Passeriformes, Passeridae. Bases 16 to 498 code for a protein of 160 amino acids. The record is from RefSeq and is a predicted model, not a curated record. The transcript is spliced from 4 exons. Gene Ontology annotation, cellular component: cytoplasm.